UAGUAAACUAUUCAGCGUCCAGUAGUUAAUCACUAGGACUCAUGGACAUUUCACUAACCUUAAAAAUGCAUUUUAAUCUCGGUCGUAUCGAACGAUUGUUUAUGGAGUAAUGCUCAAAGUUUGAGCUCGAACACCCUAUAUCUAAUCUUCUGCUUACAAUUUUUACUUGAAAUUUAUUAUGGUGAGCACUUCGAUUACCAGUAUACUCUUGUUUGUGUUACUAUGUAGGGUAUUACUGGGUAGUCCAAGCGGUCUUUCUAAAUCGGAUUCUUGAGGUCGUAAGAUUUCCGCAGGUCAUGGCGGGCAUCCCGCAAGCAGUCAAUGUUCACAGCACCAGUCAAAUGACUGACAAUUUAAGCAGAAAUGAAAUAAUUCAAUGGGUUAAUCACUGUCUUAACAGCAGCUACGGUAAAGUAGAGGAGUUGUGCAGUGGAGCAGCUUAUUGUCAGCUGGUGGAUAUGCUCUUCCCAGGGACGUUGUUGUUUAAGAAAGUCAAAUUUAACACAAAGUUGGAGCAUGAGUACAUUAAUAACUUCAAAGUAUUACAAGCUCUUUUUAAGAAACAUGGCGUAGAUAAAGAGGUUCCAAUCGAAAAGUUAGUAAAAGGAAAGUUCCAAGAUAAUUUUGAAUUUCUACAAUGGUUUAAACGAUUUUUCGACGUAAACUAUGAUGGUCAUCUUUAUGAUGCCUUAACAGCUAGGGGAGGUGAGAAAAUUAUUGGCAGCGGGAAAACUCCAAACAAGUCCCAACUCGAUCAGCCACGUAAUAGCAUCUCAUCAAAUGCUAAACCCACAAGUCAGAAGCAAGUAGUUACAACUUUGCGCACCAGUCAGUCUGGCGUUUCAGGAACUCCUACUAAUAAUAAUCAUUAUUCUGCUGGAGAUAAUGCAGAGGUGGCCAUCCUGAAGCAACAAUUCGAUCAGCUUACAUUAGAGGUCAGUUUUUGUAUUUUUGUUUGAUUUAGUUCACUAAACCUAUCAUCAUAAAGAUAACGUUUCCCCCAUCUAUCAAACACCAAUGUAACAUUUAAUUUUAAUGCAUCUAAUCAAACAGUCAUUUCAACAAGAUUUUUCAUCAUUAUUUUAUUUUUAUCCGAAACUUUUGUUUAAUAUGCGUUUUUUGGGAGCUGGUGUACGUUCUAUUUCGUAACUUUUGAAAUAGCGUUAAAAAUUUGUAGCCCAAAAAGAGGAUUUUGAUAACGUUGCAUCCUCUUGGUUUAUUGAUGUAAUGUUAUCAUAAAAUGACUUUAUCGUAAAUGAUUUUACAACUCAAAUGUUUAUGCAUAGUCCAGAACUUGUCUGUAAUCACACCUUGUUUAGUAGUAGAAGCUAAUAGACUCCGUACUUAAGUCGUAUCAGUAAAUAACCUGGCAACAGGCUUAUCCCUGGCAUAAAUAUAAGUGACUGGUGGGAAUUACUUUCUGUACCAGCCAUUCAAUCAUAAUCAACGUAAGACGUGACGCAAACAUUCAUCGGUUCUCAUCAGCCAUCUCUACCUGGUACCCUAUGUUUCACAUAUGCGUUGCUCAUUCUGUUUUUCCAUCAUACACCAACAGUGUUUCAAAAAUAUCUAUGAUCAAAUACUACAGGAUUACAUUUGUUCUAUAGUUUCAGAGAGCAUUUUCCACAGUUAUAUAGUUGAAUAGAGUAGUGAUCGGCAGACAGAUAUCUUGCCUACAUCACUAGUAGCUCGACGCCAAAGGAGUGUAUAGAUGAUACCACCCAAACAUUUACCAAAAUGGGAAUAUAAGACAAUGUGGAAAGACUCAAGAUAUUCGAUUGUUGAUCACUUCUAGAUGAUUGGAUUUUUCGGAUCCACUAAUAUGAAAUGCUUCUGUCAAACACUAAAAUUCAAAUUAUGGGUAUAAAUCAUUUGAACAAGUUGUUAACUUACAUCCCCUCUGCAUCAAUGUUUAUGUGUAAAUAAUAAUAAUAAUAAAAAUUAUAAUAGCCUGCAUCUACUGAAUUCUAAACAGUGGUUUUUAUUCAAAGUAUUACCUUGAGUAAUAGUUUUGGGAGAGCUUUAAGGUAGUUAAAUCAAGUUAUGAAACAAUUACUGUUCGCUCGUAUAGAUUGUUUUGGAGUUGUAUGAUCGCUUAUCUUGUUUCUUGUUAAUUUUCUUUUUAUAUACUGUUAUGUAGUGUAGCACAUUUUCGGGUUUCUCAUUUUCUACCAAUCCCUUUUCUACUUUGUGUGUCAUUGGUGUUUCUUAGACUGGUAAUUUUACUUGGAUUUCAUAUGUUACUCUUAAGCGUGUGAAGAUUUUAUUGAGAUUUUAGUCUAAAGCAGACAUGUCUUAAGAUCUUCAAUAAAUUUCAAUACAGUAUAAGCAUAAAUCGUGCCUUUGUAUUUUACUCAUAAUCGGGAUUCAUAUGUUGUGGUCUCGACUCGAUCUUAUGUGCUUAGUUUCAAUAGUAUCAAAUAGCCCAGUGACUUAGCUUCGGUUACUUAGACCAAACAACUGUAUUCUCAUCAUCAAAAGCAUUGAUUUGCGCCGACCGAUAAAAUUAAAAACUUCUUUUCUUGAAUCACAAAGUGGUUCAGUGUUAUCAACCGUUACCCUUGUUAGGUUGGUUGGUAACGUUUUGCUAAUCACUUACAAAACCGUGGUUUGUGAUGUACACUUAUUGAAUUAAUGGAUUUUUUAGAUUAUGGUAUUCAUUCAGUGUCAUCUUCAUUAAGUUAGUCAGGUUUGGUAAGAACAUUUAUGACAUGAUUUUCAUUUGUCCUAUUAAAUCUUUAGUAUUCAUCUCUAUAUUUUUCUCACUAGUGAUAUUCUACACUAUUGCCAUGAUUUAGAGUUGAUUAUUGCGAAAUUUUCAUUUGAAUACUGUUCAACAAGGUACAGUUUUAGGAUCGGUUUUCAGAAGGGUAAUGUAGUUUCUUCCGAAUUCAAUAUCAAUCUUUUUGUUACUAUAACCUCUCAAUUGUAAAAUACGAAAAUUAUAUCUAUUUGUACUCUUUUCGUUAACCAGUUACGAAGAUUAACGUCAGGAUGUUGAAUAAAAAAAUGACGUUAAUUAAUACUUAAGAUUCGAAUCAAGUCUUUGCUAGACAAUACAUUACAUCUUAUUUUCAAAUGAAUAAUAUGUACUAAAACACUUGCAGUUCAUUUAUUUAUUUAAACACAUAAACAUUGGUACAAAGGGGCAACAAAUAUAUAUGCUCCACAUUUCAUCAUUCUAUUUGUGUGGGGGUCGGGAUACUUCCCGGGCUCCCGAACCGAAGCAGGUGAUUUUUUGGGGGCCACUCCCCGAGCCUUUGACCUGAAGAUCUAAUCCACAAAACAGUGUAGCGACGUUAGGGGAUGCAGUUCCAUAGUAGUCGGUGAUCAACAACAGGUUCAUACGCCAUUUGUUCCCUCAGGAUGUUGGAGCCCAUGAGCACCAUUGGUUUGGAAUCAGGGUUUUCUAUUUCCCUUAUACGGACCCUUCUUAUCCACCGACAUCGCUUUUCGUCCUCUCAAUUUCGUAAUUAACACUCCAGUCACGAGAAGGCAGUGAGUAGAACUUCCCUGAUAGUGGCAUUUUGAGAAGAAGAGCUGACUCUUCUCACCGUUGACCAUUUGCAUUUGGGGGCAAGACAUUUAAAAAUCUGUUACAUUUUUUCAAAUUUGUUGUUGGUUACAUUAUGUCUGCCGUCUCAACACAAGAAGAAAGGGCUUCAUUAGGAAGUGAAUCUGAAUUUGGUAAUAAUUUAAUUUACUACUUUAAGAAAAUAUUUGAUGGCCAAAUACUUUUGCUAACCAAGCAGUUUAUUCUACAUUAUUUCAGCGUUUUGUGAUUUAUGGUGUGUAUAUUAAUACGUUUAGGUUGAUGAAGAUUUUAAGGUCAAGCUGGCCAUAAAAAUAAUAAUUUGUUUCAUAAUCACUACACCAGUUCGAACGUCAUUAGUCAUACUGACCAAAAGUUUAUAGAAAGAUGCUGAAAUUUGAGUAUAAAUUUAAUGAUCUAAGCUAUACUCUGCUACAGUCUUAUCAUCAUUGUUUUAAUUUCUUUUUUAUUUCGUUUCUGUUAAUUAUUACAUGACGCUUUUUAUCGACAAUCAAUUUACAAACAUGCUCGUUUUCGGCGUUUUCAGUUAAUAAGCAAGACUAGUUAUUUGUAAGUGCAGAAAAUAGUUAUGCACACAAAAUUACUAAUAUUGUACAAUCAAAUUUAUUUCAAUGAAUAAGACUUCUAUCGUCUCUUGUUUUUACAGGCUGAACAAAACAAGACUACUAUUGAAGGUCUACUUCGUGAAAGGGAUUUCUACUUCAACAAGCUACGCAGCAUUGAAAUAAUUUGUCAAGAAAACAGAAAAGUAGACUUGACUAAGAGUAUCUUUGAAAUCCUUUACGCAACCGAAGAUGGUUUCACUGCUCCCGAAGGUGAAGAACCGGAAGAAUUUUAGCUGGAUCCUGCUUUUAACAACCCGGUACUCCUAAUGCCGAUUUUAGGCAAAUGUUCUUUAUUAAUCUUAUCGAUGAUAGUAGUUGUAGUACUACUGUCUCAGUUCAUUAGCACAAUCUGCCUCCCAUUAUUCGAGUGCUGAAAAUGUUGAUUUUAUUUUUUGCUUUGUAUGUAUUUGUUAGCGUCUUUAUUCUGCUUGUAAACAUUUUCCAGCCCCUUGAAUUUCCAUAAAACUAUUAUUAUCGUUACUAUCAUUAUUAAUGAACUACAUUUUUGGACUUUCACUCUUACCUUAAAUACAGUUUUUGCUUUUAGUUUACUCGAUAAAACAACAUCUGUCAUCAAAUCACUUAUUGUCUGUUUUAAUUUAUUGUUACAAAGUUCUGUGCAAAGGUUUGGUUAUCUGUGAAAUUGAAGUACUCCGUUAUAUAAAUAUGCAUAUUGUAAAGAUUUUUGAACAAAUCUUGCGUUUAUAUGUUCAUAUAGGCUCACGUGCCCAUGUACCGGAUUUUUUUCAUAAAGAGGUUUUUGAACUUCUUCAGUUUACUACAUUUCUAUCUUUACAAUAAAUAUGAUAACUGAUCAGCAUACUUUGUUUGUUAUGUAAAAUGCUAACUUCACAUACAGUACAUAAUUCCAGGCAUUAUGUUUGUUUUCUCUUUUUUGCGCACAAUGUGUUAAAUGACAGGUAAUUAGGUUUAGGUUGGAUCACUUUCGAAGGUGCCAUUAUUCCAUUGUUUGAAUACAGGCGUUAAUAAUUGACAACAUAUCUAAUCACGUCAACCUUUUUACUGUGAGAUCAUUUCGAUCAACCUGUCGUUCGUUGAGCUUAGCACACCCGUUCUCAUGUCUUGUUUCGUAUGAUGAUUAAUGGUUCUAGCUUUCUAACAUUCCUGAAAUCUCACGAUAUCAGACAGUUCAUUCUGUGAACCUUCUGUUACACAUAUAGUUGUACAGAACAAAUCGACGGAUUUUAAACAUGUUCUCCGAGUUUUUUAUUAUUAUUAUUAUUAGUUGCUCCACCCAAUAUUAUACUUUUUGUACAAUAUCGAAUUCGCGGUUGAUGUGACGAAUUUACAUUGUUGAUUAUGGUGAAGGAUACCUAGUAUAACACAUAUAUCAAGAUGUUUUGGCAGUGCGCUCAAAAUCAUGGUAGGUUACCAACAGUUCAUUAUGUAGCUGAUUAGCAGGUUGUAUUGUAGUUGAACUUACAUCGGCUUUUCAAGGAUCUAUUAUAUCCUUGAAUAGCCUGUCAGAUUACUUUACAUCGAAUACUUAGCCUC
Schistosoma rodhaini is the source of this 5673-nucleotide messenger RNA. Lineage: Eukaryota; Metazoa; Platyhelminthes; Trematoda; Strigeidida; Schistosomatidae. The record is from the annotation of a GenBank genome assembly.